Molecule: messenger RNA, 3125 nt
Organism: Falco peregrinus (peregrine falcon)
Lineage: Eukaryota; Metazoa; Chordata; Aves; Falconiformes; Falconidae
Gene: TM9SF3
Product: transmembrane 9 superfamily member 3
Exons: 15
Coding region: 16-1893 (625 amino acids)
Biological process (GO): protein localization to membrane
Cellular component (GO): membrane
Source: RefSeq, a predicted model, not a curated record
CCGGCGUGCGGCCGGAUGACGUGGCCGGGCGGAGCGGAAGUGGCGUCGCAGGUCGGCGUUGGCGGCGGGGCGCGGGCCGGCUCCGCGGCGGGGCCUGCUGCGUGCGCGGGGACGCCGAGGCCCGAGAUGGCGGCGGCCGGGCUGCGGCUCUGCGCGGCCGCCGCGCUGCUGCUGCUCCUCCCGGGCCUACCGCUGCGCGCCCGCGCCGACGAGCACGAGCACACGUACCAAGAUAAAGAGGAAGUUGUUUUAUGGAUGAAUACAGUAGGACCCUACCACAAUCGCCAAGAAACAUACAAAUACUUCUCUCUUCCUUUUUGUGUGGGAUCAAAAAAAAGCAUCAGCCAUUACCAUGAAACCCUAGGAGAAGCACUUCAAGGAGUUGAAUUGGAAUUCAGUGGUCUUGACAUCAAAUUUAAAGAUGAUGUAAUGCAGACUACUUACUGUGAAAUUGACCUGGACAAAGGAAGAAGAGAUGCAUUUGUGUACGCUAUCAAAAAUCACUAUUGGUACCAGAUGUAUAUUGAUGACUUGCCAAUAUGGGGUAUUGUUGGAGAAGCAGAUGAAAAUGGAGAAGAUUAUUACCUUUGGACUUACAAAAAACUUGAAAUCGGUUACAAUGGAAAUAGAAUUGUAGAUGUCAAUCUGACCAGUGAAGGAAAGGUGAAACUGGUACCAAACACAAAAAUCCAGAUGUCAUAUUCAGUGAAAUGGAAGAAAUCAGAUGUGAAGUUUGAGGACCGAUUUGACAAGUAUCUUGACCCAUCUUUCUUUCAGCACAGAAUUCACUGGUUUUCAAUUUUCAAUUCUUUUAUGAUGGUGAUCUUUCUGGUUGGCCUAGUGUCUAUGAUAUUAAUGAGAACUUUGCGAAAAGAUUAUGCGAGAUACAGCAAGGAGGAAGAAAUGGAUGAUAUGGACAGAGAUCUGGGUGAUGAGUAUGGGUGGAAGCAGGUCCAUGGAGAUGUUUUUAGACCAUCCAGUCAUCCGCUAAUAUUUUCAUCGCUUAUUGGUUCUGGCUGUCAAAUUUUUGCUGUGUCUCUUAUAGUCAUUGUUGUUGCAAUGAUAGAAGAUCUAUACACAGAGAGAGGAUCAAUGCUUAGUACAGCUAUAUUUGUUUAUGCUGCAACAUCACCAGUGAAUGGAUAUUUUGGAGGAAGCCUUUAUGCUAGACAAGGAGGAAGGCGAUGGAUAAAGCAGAUGUUCAUUGGAGCCUUCCUUAUUCCAGCAAUGGUGUGUGGAACUGCCUUCUUCAUUAACUUCAUAGCCAUCUAUUAUCAUGCUUCAAGAGCUAUACCCUUUGGAACCAUGGUGGCAGUGUGCUGUAUCUGUUUCUUUGUCAUUCUUCCAUUGAACCUUGUUGGUACGAUUCUUGGCCGAAAUCUGUCAGGACAGCCUAAUUUUCCAUGUCGUGUCAAUGCAGUGCCUCGUCCCAUACCAGAGAAAAAAUGGUUCAUGGAACCAGCUGUUAUUGUUUGCCUAGGUGGAAUCCUCCCUUUUGGAUCCAUUUUUAUUGAAAUGUAUUUCAUUUUUACUUCAUUCUGGGCUUACAAGAUCUACUAUGUUUAUGGCUUUAUGAUGCUGGUUCUGGUUAUCCUCUGCAUUGUGACAGUUUGUGUGACUAUCGUUUGUACUUAUUUCCUGCUAAAUGCAGAGGAUUACAGGUGGCAAUGGACAAGCUUUCUUUCUGCGGCAUCAACUGCGAUUUAUGUUUACAUGUACUCCUUUUACUACUACUUUUUCAAGACAAAGAUGUAUGGCUUGUUUCAAACAUCAUUUUACUUUGGUUAUAUGGCAGUAUUUAGCACAGCUUUGGGAAUAAUGUGUGGAGCUAUUGGUUACAUGGGAACAAGUGCCUUUGUUCGUAAAAUCUACACUAAUGUGAAAAUUGACUAAGGAAAUAAGAAAAUUGAACUAUGGAUCAGCUCCUGUUUUCAUGGGGAUGAACUUGCACAACAUAAAGCGCGAGAAGAGAUUGGGGUUUUAACACUGGGCACUAUAUAGGUCUCCAUUUUGUGGAUGGCUUAAAGUAACAUCUAUUUCAUUGAUCCUAGGUUCUUACUGACUGCUUUCUCCAACUGUUCACAGCAAAUGCUUGGAUUAUAUGCAGUAGGCAUUACUACAGUACGUGGCUAAUCUUCCCCAAAAAAACCCACAAAAAAACAAAAAACCUAGCUCAUUAAAGAUGAAUAGGCUAGCUCUCUUCAGUGAAGAGGACAAACGGUUUAUUUAAAGCAUUUGUUCCAUUCAAUAAAAAGAGGGAAACUUGGCUGCUAAAACUACUUGAUUAGUAGUCUUCCUGGUACUUAACAUUUCUAAAUUAUGUAAAAAUGCGGUUCCAGAAAGAUUACUCUUCUGAUUUUUACUGCCAUUGCCAGGAUAAGGAGGUAUGUUUUAUAUUUUGACUCCAGGUGCUUUUUGGUUUAUUUGCAAUAUCAACUAUACCCUACACUCAUUUGUUUAAAAAAUAAUUUAAAAAUAUAUAAAAAACCCAUAUGCAUGUAAUAUAUCAGCUAUUGUUCUAGUUGGACCAACUUCCCUUUAUUUAUCUUUAAAAUAAUAUCCAGCUACAUGUUAAAUCCAUCCAAAGAAAAUACAGUCUAAAGACGGGAUGUGUUCUCUGCAAUGCAAUUUACUGUACAGUUAGAAAGCAAAAUGUUAAAUGGGGAGGACUGUUUGGUUUUUUAAUAAACACUUUGAAGUGUAGAUUAAAACAAAACCCAACAUUUUAACUGAAUGUCUAAAGUGAUUCUCCUUUUUUCCAAGUUAGUCUUGGUUUUUUGUUUUUUUUUUGUUUUGUUUUGUUUUUUUUCUUGGGUUUUUUUUUUUUUUGGUUUGGGUUUGAAUGAAGAUUUUCCUUUAGACAUUAUACAAGGGGUAAUAAGUGUAUAUAAACAUUAAAUAAUGUAACUUAGGUGUAGAUCCCAAAUGUAUUUGGAUGUACAGAUUUACUACAGAGUACUUUUCUGAUGAUUCGGUGUAAAAAUGUGUGAAUUUGGGUGGCUUUUUACAUCUUGCCUGCCAUUGCAUGAAAAGUUGGGGUUUCUUCACAAUGUGUGUAUGUCAUGCUUUUCUGUUCUAUUUCCUUUCUCAAGCUCUUACAGGAAUUAAAUUUGUAAUUUAGAACA